GUUCAAUUACAUUACACGUAACGUUAAGUCUUUGAACGAAGGGGAGAUAUUUGUUAAAAUCCUUGACGCUUGAACAUUAACAUGCAAAGCUUGAGGUACGGUUUUGCAAACACAAGGACCUUUGAAAUCAGUGAGAAAUAAUUGUCAAAAACAAAAGGUUAGGUUAAAUUGAUAUACACCUUGAUGGCCGUGUAGGAACAGUAACCCCUACGUCUACAUAUUUUUUUUUUUACCGCGCGUUAAUUUACGGAAGACAAAAGGCGACCACCUGUGGUAAUUAGCUAUCUAGCUUGUUCCGAACACCUAUACUAUUUAUACAAAAGUAUGUGGACACCCCUUCAAAUUAGUGGAUUCGGCUGUUUCAGCCACUCCAGUUGCUGACAGGUGUAUAAAAUAGAACACACAGCCAUGCAAUCUCCAUAGACAAACAUCGGUAGUAGAAUGGCCUCACUGAAGCACUCAGUGACUUUCAAUAUGGCACCGUCAUAGGAUGCCACAUUUCCAACAACUCAUUCAAAUUUCUGCCCUGCCCAGUAAACUGUAAACCUGUAAACAGUAAACCCAGUUACCCCAGUGAACUGUAAAUGCUGUUCUCUGUGUUUGGCGGAUGCCAGGAGGAUGCUACCUUCCCGAAUGCAUAGUGCCAACUGUGGGGUUUGGUGGAGGAGGAAUAAUGGUCUGGUGCUGUUUUUCAUGGUUUGGGCUAGGCCCCUUAGUUCCAGUGAAGGGAAAUCUCAAUGCUACAGCCAUCAAUGACUUUCUAGACGAUUCUGUGCUUCCAACUUUUUUGGAGCAAGACCUUUCCUGCUUCAGCAUGACAAUGCCCCCGUGCACAAAGGGUGGUCCAUACAGAAAUGGUUUGUGGAGAUUGCUGUGGAAGUACUUGCCUGGCCUGCACAGAGCCCUGACCUCAACCCCAUCGAACACCUUUGGGAUGAAUUGAAACGCCAACUGCGAGCCAGGCCUGAUCGCCCAACAUCAACUUAAUGCCCAUGGUUUUGAAAUGAGAUAUGCGAUGAGCAGGCGGCCACUCUUGUAGUGUAUGUGUAAACGUAACUCAGGAAGUGUAGUUUCGUAUGGCUAUAUGGAUCCAUGGUUAUAUGGAUCUGUGCGAAACUGCUACAGUGUACGAUGCAGGAGAAGUGUUUGGCGUCAUGCGGGUAGAACAGGACGAUGAAGGAGAUGACGAUGAAGAGAGAAAGAAGGCUUAUCCUAGUGUAGAGUUUACGUGUAAAGUGGUUGUGACCAGGGGGACUGGCAUGCAAGCCUCAGACCCCACCAGUAUCUUCCUGGUUGACCAUGCAUGGACGUACCGUGUGGAGAGCUCUAGGCAGCAGCUGGAGCAGAUCCCUGGCCUCCUGCCCAGGAUGGCUUCCCUCAUGGGGGUGGACUUCCAUGGAGAGGCCCCUGACCCAGACGUUGUGGAGCUGGUGCUGGAACAAAUGUGGAAGUACAACCAGACCUACCAGCUGGCCCAGGGGUCAGCCGAGGAAAAAGUGCCAGUCUGGUACAUCAUGGAUGAGUUUGGCUCCCAGGUGCAGCACUCUGACCAGCCUAGCUGUUGCAUGGCACCCUUCUUCUACACACAGGGCCAGCUGGCCUACACUGUGCUCUGGCCUCUCGCAGACCUGCAGGAGGGAGAGGAAGUGACAAGGGACUAUGCUUAUGGCGAGAGCAACCCUCUGGUGAGGAGAUGUCGCUUGUUGCCAUGGAUACCGGCUGACUUGGAAGGGGUCAGCACCCUGACCCCUGAACCCUCUGAUCUCUACUAUGAGACCAUUUCACAGGAGAACAAGGAGAUUCUUCCUCUGGACAUUCGGCCCCAUACUGUCCCCAAAGACAAAGUGCUCAAGGUGUUCACAGAGAUGGGACAAGUUCUAAACAAUCUCCAUCACCCACGGUUCACGUUCACAGAGACUGAAGAGGAGGCUGAUAUUCUUUGGACCUUCUCCCACAUCAGAGACUACAGGAAGUUAAGCGAGGAGCGUCCUCACGUUAUGACUAAUCAGUUUCCCUGUGAGACGGUUGUCACAGUGAAGGACUGCCUCUCCGCCGUGUCGCGGAGGGCCCGGGGAGGCCAGGGGGCCGAGUGGCUGCCAGAGACAUUCAACCUGCAGACUGAGCUGCCUCAGUUUGUCAGACAUUACCAACAAAGACAAGGGAGGGGAGAAGACAAUCAUUGGAUCUGUAAGCCUUGGAACCUGGCUCGGGGGCUGGACACACACAUCACCAACAACCUAGACUACAUUAUCAGACAGAGAGAGAGCACACCCAAGGUGGUGUGUAAGUACCUGGAGGAUCCAGUGCUGUUUGAGAGGGAGGAGGUGGGGAUGGUGAAGUUUGAUAUUCGCUACGUGCUGCUGCUGCUCUCCGUUCAGCCUCUACGCCUCUACUCCUACAACGUGUUCUGGCUGCGCUUCGCCAACAGGCCUUUCUCUCUGGACCACUUUGAUGACUACCAGAAGCACUUCACUGUCAUGAACUAUGCAGAGGGGGUCCAGCUCAAACAGGUUCACUACGAUGAAUUCAUACCUAUGUUUGAAAAGCAGUAUCCUCAGUAUCCAUGGAAAGAGGUUGAGAGAGAGGUGUUCAAGGCAUUUGCAGAGCUCUUCCAGGCAGCCUCGUCCCGGCCGGCCCCCUACGGUUUCUGUGCCUACCCCUCCUCCCGGGCCAUCUACGCUGUAGACCUUAUGCUCAAGUGGGGCACUGGGGACAGAGGUGAACGUGUGAUGAAGCCUCAGAUCCUGGAGGUGAACUUCAGUCCAGACUGCGCCCGGGCCUGCCUCCAUCACCCUGAUUUCUACGACCACAUGUUCCAAACACUCUUCCUGGAUGAGGCUGAUCAGUGCCCUGUCACUCAGGUCUCAUGAUGACCUCUAACCCCUGACCUUGAACCCAUAUUACACAGUUGAAAAGGUCCAUUUGGACAAUUUGUGUUUCUAGUAGUAAUUGAUAAUGAGUAAUGCUCUGGACCAGAGGUGCCAAAUACAUUUUGCCCCGUGGGCUGCAUUCGGUCACUACUGAGGUCCAGAGGAUCGGCUGCAUUCGGUCACUACUGAGGUCCAGAGGAUCGGCUGCAUUCGGUCACUACUGAGGUCCAGAGGAUCGGCUGCAUUCGGUCACUACUGAGGUCCAGAGGAUCGGCUGCAUUCGGUCACUACUGAGGUCCAGAGGAUCGGCUGCAUUCGGUCACUACUGAGGUCCAGAGGAUCGGCUGCAUUCGGUCACUACUGAGGUCCAGAGGAUCGGCUGCAUUCGGUCACUACUGAGGUCCAGAGGAUUGCUUUUCAAAUGUAUUACAUUUCCUCUUCAUCAAAAUUAGCAAAUAAAUUGUUUUUAAAUAA
Molecule: messenger RNA, 3344 nt
Organism: Salvelinus fontinalis (brook trout)
Lineage: Eukaryota; Metazoa; Chordata; Actinopteri; Salmoniformes; Salmonidae
Gene: ttll12
Product: tubulin tyrosine ligase-like family, member 12
Exons: 14
Coding region: 1077-2870 (597 amino acids)
Biological process (GO): protein modification process
Source: RefSeq, a predicted model, not a curated record